Diachasmimorpha longicaudata is the source of this 5535-nucleotide messenger RNA. RefSeq names its product zinc finger and BTB domain-containing protein 49-like. NCBI's taxonomy places the organism in Eukaryota, Metazoa, Arthropoda, Insecta, Hymenoptera, Braconidae. Gene Ontology annotation, molecular function: RNA polymerase II cis-regulatory region sequence-specific DNA binding; DNA-binding transcription factor activity, RNA polymerase II-specific. Bases 327 to 1586 code for a protein of 419 amino acids. The record is from RefSeq and is a predicted model, not a curated record. The transcript is spliced from 4 exons. Gene Ontology annotation, biological process: regulation of transcription by RNA polymerase II.
CGCGGGGGGAUUAUUGACGGCGCGUGUGAGAGAGGAGAGACAUAAAACGGGAAACUAGACUGCCAUUGUGACAUUACGGGGUUGGAAGGAAAAAAAGGAGAGUGAGGUGACCGCGUGUUGUGGAAGAGCAGUCAAAAAUUUGCUAGUUUUGUCGUUUUUUGGAUUAAAUAAAAAAUUAUUCACACAAUUUUGGGAAUUUUUGCGCGGGGGAUGGUGUGAGACCUUCGGCUGGUAAUGGUUAACGAGGGGGGGUGGAAGGGAGUAUCACUGCACUGACGUGAAAACAUGGGGAGUAGAACGUUAAUAUCUUGGACUGACAAACUGCAAUGAAUUUCCCACCGUUUGGCAGCCACUUUCCUGGUACCAUCCCUAGCAUACAUCAGUUUGCCACGGACGGUUCCAGUGGUGCAACAUCACGAUACAAUCAUUUUCCCAACCAGCCUCCGAUAGGAGUGCCGGUUGUGGGAAAAUACCGUCCUGAGGUUAAUGGUACACAGACGAGCCAGAGUCAGGGGAUGAUGAACAAUAAGAGUGGAUAUCCCAAUAGUAAUUUACAUCAUUAUGCUAAUGCACCGUACUCGCAAGCACAGCCUAUUCAGCAGAGGCCAGCCAAUUCACCUGGGAUGCAGGAGAAACGAGCUUAUCAUCAGGACGUAUGCAACCUCCUGCAGGAAAAAGACAAGAGUAAGGAGAAGAAGACGGAGGACCAGAGAAACGGCGACUCCUCGGGGACGACAAACGGUAGCCAACAAGACUACUCGAUCCAUCAACACCACCAGCAGCACGCGCACACCCAAACGCCAGCAUCGAUGCCAGCAACCUGGCAAUCCCUAGCAACUCCAGGCUCGACAGUGGCCGACUACCUGUCCCAUUUGCCAGCCAGUACACUUCCACUAAGUCUUCACCAUUUUCUGAAGUAUUCGGCCGAGAGUAUAAAGAAAGAAAGCGAAAUGCAGGCGCAAACUACCUCGGUAGCAGUUGCUACAACGACAACACCAAACAUUAUGAUGUCGCCAAAUAACAAGAAGAAGAAAAAAAAGAAGGCACCCAAAGAGAAAAAGCCACGUCCAAAACCUGGUGAAAUUAGACUGACAACAGCACUGGAUGGCUCGACCCUCUACUGCUGCCCCGAGUGUCACAUGGCAUAUCCUGAGCGCGAACUACUCGAGCAGCAUCUCCUGGGGCACACGCUUGAGCGUCGAUUUGUCUGCGACAUUUGUGGUGCUGGGCUUAAACGCAAAGAUCACUUGACACGUCACAAGCAGAGCCAUAAUCCAGAGAGGCCGUAUGUUUGUACAGUUUGUUUAAAGGCGUUCAAGAGAAAGGAGCAAUUGACAUUGCACUUUGUUAUUCAUUCGGGGGAGAAGAGACACGUAUGCACUGAGUGUGGGAAGGGCUUCUAUCGCAAGGACCAUUUGAGGAAACACACUAGGAGUCACAUCGCUAGGAGGGUUAAAGCUGAGCUUAGUCAGAAUGCUGGAGGACAACAGAAUCAGCAGCAGAAUAAUGUAUCCAGCAUGCAGACAACCACAGUAUCAGCCUCGUCUGUUCUCCCUGGUGGGCAUCCCGGUCCCCUCCUGUCCUGAGUGCCACCGCCAGGGAACUUCCAAGUUCCCCAUCCGAACAACGUCAUUCAUUCCCACUCACCGAGUCACCAUCCACUCCAUCAUCAUCAUCAUCUGGCUGCGGUUAAUGCUGCUGCGCAUCAGGCAGCUGUUGGUACAACUCACUAUCAGGGACAUGAGCUCGGUUUCCUCAAUCAUGUCAAAGAUUUCUGAGGGUCACUGUUGGCUUCACUCUCCACUGUCUUCGAUUCUUGACGUAAGAUUUAGGGAAUCACUCUUACUUUAUUUGUUCGAGUUGCGAGGGUUCGGUUUUUCUUCCUUCAUAUAUUUUUUCGAAAAGCAUUUCAGGGAAUCGCAGGUCGAGAACACCUGGAUUUUCAAUUAUUCUCAGUAACCCUUGGGGGUGGUUUUUGAGGAUUAUCGAGGAAAAUGGCUCUGGGUUCACCAGGUGCUUAUGAAAGUACACUUUUAUUUAGCUGAUUCUUCGUUUCACAGGAAGAAUAUUGAAAAUUGACAAAUUUUUAAAUAGUCAUUUUUGCAGAAGACUGCUCUUCUGAAAUUCAUUCCAAAGGAAGAUUUUUUUCUAUUGUCAAUUAUAGUGGAAUGCGACAAAAUUGCGAUAGACCUUCAAUCAGUCUUUCUGCCCACUUCCAUAUCGGUGGCUAUUUCCCUCGGUCAUCCAAAAAUAAUUUUUUCCUUCCAAAGAAGAGUAAAAGUAAAGCUCACAAAAGAUACAAUGGUGAAAGAAAAUAGAAAUAAAUGCCUGUUGCAAGAGUCUUGCCAUAAAUGUCACGUAAAGAAAAGAUAAAUAAUAUUUUUAUGAUAGUUCAGUAAUAGAUCAUCGCAAAACAAUUGUAUUUUUUAGUUUCACGGGAAGUAUAAGACAAACCGAAGGUGAAUUGAGCGAAUAAGUUGCAAUAUCCGAAUGAAAUUCGUCACUCAUUCCUGAUUUUUUUUCAUGUGUAUUAUCCAUAGCAGUAUUUUUAGUAAUGACAGAGUAGUUUCGAACAAAUUAAACUUCUGGCGGCUUUUAUACAUAUAUACAUAAAAAUAUAAAUAAAUAAAUAUUCUAUAAAUACUCAUAUUCGUAUAUAUUUGUAUUGCGCUUGAUGACGAAUGUUGAUUCGUGAUUUUUUCAUUUCAUAUCGCAAAUAUCGUGUAGCAAAAUUUUAGAAAAUUUUAAUGAUGUUUUUCGUUAUAAUUUUGUUUUACUUUCGCUUUAUUUUCUUAUGAUACGACUUUAUUUUUUUAAGUAGAUCUCUUUACUGAAUGUUGAUCACUUUUAUUUUUUUUCAUUACUAGAUGUAUUAAUUUUAAUGGACAAAUCCAUUUUAAGAGUGUUUCACAUUUAUUCGUACAAACAACUCCUCACUAUUUUAGGAAUUUCACCUCAAUGCGUCUGAAAAUAAUUGAUAAAAAAAACCUAGAGCUUUCUCUAAUAAAUUUCGUUGACGAGGCAAUUUUUUUUUGACAAUUCUCCAAGUUUUUUUCUGUGACUUUAUUGAUUUUUCAGCGUUAAAUUCAAGAGCACUGAAAUUUAUCCCCAAUAUUUCUCAGCAAAGAAUAUACUUAAUAUAGGAAAUGGAAUUCUUCACUAGAAUUUUCCAGAGAAAGUCCUAGAAUGGCAUAUUGAUUUUUUGAAUGAUGCUUUGAUAUUAUUUUCCUUUCAACUGAUACACGUCUGGUUGUGAUCGUCCUUAAUUUCAACGUAAUUUGCAUUCGAUAGUCCAUAAUUGAGCAUAAAACAGCUGAAAAUAUUGUGCCAUCACUCAUUAUCCUUUCUCCACGUAUAAUUUCCAAUUAUAACCGGCUCAGCUAUUUCAAAUAGCAGAUAUGAAGCUAUGUACUCGUAGUAUAUUAAAAAAUAGCUGAAAUGGCUGUUCAAGGAGAGAUAAAUUUGUCUUAGACUUAUUUAAGAUGAGAAUUAAUAUUAAUUUCACAUCUGGGCUCUCUCGCAUUAAAAUCAGAGAGAUAAAAAAAAUCAAUGGUAAUUCAGGUUUUCGUCAGACCUCAAAUAUAAAUGCAAAAAAGUAUAAGUCAGAUUGUACUGUGAAGCACGUAAUAUUACUAAAGGGGAAAUAAACAUACAUAAUGUAAAGUUUAUAAAUAAUAAGCGGAUGAGUAUUUGAAAUAAUCAAUCGCCAUCGUACACUAACAAUAAGGUGAAUAAAUUUGUAUACAAGAUUUAAAGGAAAUGAAAAUGUUAGCUUUUACUCAAAAAAAAAUGAUGGAGCAUAAGUAAUGAUUUUUAAAAAUAAGCCAUGAAAGUGAAGAGCGAAUGGUGAAUGAGCAUAAAUUAAGUCGAUUAGCUUUACGAGUGAAUACAAUUUCAAGUAAUACAUUCACAACCGAAAGAAAGAGGAAAGUCCAAUUUUUAUAUUGAUUUUUUAAAUUUGAGGAAUUUCGAAUUUUCCACUCGAUUUCGUUAUUCUUCUUUUCGAUUGAGGGAGAAAAAAAUUGAUUAUCGAAUAUUUUUUGUAUUUUUUCAAGUAGAUAUCGUGCUUAUUAUAUUAAUCGUUCGAAAUGAAGAAUUCCUCGCUAUUGGUGAAUAGAGGCGAAUUAAAUUGCCACUGAUGAGUAAUUGGCGCAUGAAUCGUACUUUAAUUAUUUUAUAGAAAACAAUUGUAUUGAAUUUUUUGAGAAAAAUUACAGCGGCAAUAUCUCCUUACAUCACUUCGAUUCAAGGAAGAGGAAUAAAAAUUGGGCUAGUGUUGUUUAGAUACCCCAAUGCAGCCAAGUUCAUUAUCCCGAAUAAAAACACGGAGUUGACGAACGGAGAGAGAUAUUUUUCUACGCAUUGUCAAGAGAGGAAAAUAAAGUAAUGGAAACACCGUUUAAAUUGUCUGAAUUAUCGAAAAAAAAUGUUUUUUCUCCAAUUUACGUGUGAAAAAAAAAUUACUUAAGAAAAUCUAGUGCAUUUGCCAAGAAAUUUUAUUGAAAUUUCAUUGAAAAUCACCUUCAUUUUCUCUAUACGAAAUUUCUUAAUUACAAUGUAUUUUAAUGUCCAAUUAAGAACUUCGUCUUUAGUAUUUUUUGCCUGAUUUCUUUUUCCACCAUUUUUUUUAAUAAUUGAGAUAAAGAAUCAGUUUUUUCAUGGAAACAUUGACGAGAGUCACUACAAAAUCAAUUAAAAUUCAAUAAUAUUUCUCCGUAAAUUAGGCAAGGCCCAGUUUUUUUUCAAUGUUAAAAAAAUGGGCAUGAAGCAAAAGAGUGUGUGCCCUCCAGCCGUCGUAUAAAAAAAUUCCCAAGGACAUAAAAUAAUUACCCUUAGCAUAGUUAUAAUUUAAAUAAAGAGGAACGCGUGGACGAGGAUUUUCGCCUAAAUAAAUCCAAAAAUUUAUCCAGAAAUCAGUCAGGGCGAGGGAAGUAAACGAGAAAUAAUAAAAUAAUAAUAAAUGGUAAAUAAUAAAAUACGAUUCCUCGACAUAGUACAAAGCAUAAAACAAAGGAAAAAAAUAAUGAUCUUUCCCAAUAGUGUUAUUAAAAUGAAAGAGAAACAAUUAGUAACCAGCCUAUGAGAAAAUAAAGGAAAAAAAUGAUGGGAGUCUUGCCUUGUAUUUCUUAUUUCGUUAGAGCUAGAAUGAUCUCGAAUUCUCCUUUAUUUUUCAUUACAUAAACCACUAAAAUAACGUGCAUCAUCAAAAUAAAUUUCAAUGAUUUAUCGUACGAAAUGUCUAAUUCACUCCAAUCAAAAGAAAAAAAAGUGUAAUAUAGAGUCACAUGUCUAAGGACCCUAGUGUUUUAUUUUUAUAUAGAGAGCACGUGGAGAGCAUCAAAAUUCCAGUGAAAAAUCAUCAUAAAAAAUGAGAAAGAUGAUGCGAAGGAAAACAAAUUGGCAAGAACGAUUUAAAUUUAAUAAUUUUUUUCAUUGCUGCUAUAUGUAAUAAUCCAUACAUGGUAUAUUCGUAUGUAUUCACGUGCAUACUUAUAUAUAUUAUAUUAUAUAUAAAAAGAGAUUGUAAUAAAGUAA